Molecule: messenger RNA, 2634 nt
Organism: Ctenocephalides felis (cat flea)
Lineage: Eukaryota; Metazoa; Arthropoda; Insecta; Siphonaptera; Pulicidae
Gene: sky
Product: TBC1 domain family member 24
Exons: 12
Coding region: 297-2039 (580 amino acids)
Source: RefSeq, a predicted model, not a curated record
GAUACGGUCCUAUUUAUUAAGUUUUCAUUUCGUAUCAAUUUAGGACAAAUGUGCGAUAAUAAUGUGCUGUGAAAAAUAAUAAUAUAAUACGCCUUCUUGUUGUUGUGCGGAUGUUCAAUAAUUUAUUGUUUUGUGUCUGUCAAAGUACUUCAUGUACUGUUUUAAAUCAGCCGAAAUGUGUUUCAUGUAUUUCGAGAGUUUGUUUUGUUUUAUAGAAAGUGGUUGAUGAUAUUUUGUGCAUUACAUGGCAAGGAAUAGAAGAACUCAAAAAUUCUGAAAGGGACAAGUGCGGCGUUAUGUUGUCUGGGAUAGAGGAGGAGGGAAACAUAUAUGAGGUUUUUCCCCCGCAUGUCGAUCAUACUCAAAUUUCAGUCCAGCCGGAAUCUUCACCAGGAAAGAAGCCGUCUUUAAAAUCAUUUGAAGACAUAAAAACCUUAUUGACGCAAGGUCGUAAACGUGAAGUGAAAUUAGCUCUAAGAGAGAACUCAUGGCCGGUGACCAGCAUCGUGCGCUCCCAGCUAUGGCCUUUGCUCUGCGCACAACACCAAAUUGGAAAGACCAUGUUAGAUGGUUUCUAUUGGGAUAUGGUGAACCAGGUGUUUGGAACAACAGAGUUGCCAAAUAAAGCCAUCCUACUGCCGCAGUUCGUUGACGCUUCCCAUUGCUUGCCAUACCACUUAAGUUUAAGAGGAAGAGGUGUGGCCGAUAGAGUCGUAUCGGUUCUUGGUUAUGCCUGUCCAGAUAUCACGUACAGUCCUAGUCUUUAUCCUAUAUGCACAUUACUGCUUCAUUUCAUGUCAGAAGAGGAAUGUUAUCACUGCCUGGCUAGUCUUGUUGCUGCCCGUGACAAAGUCUUCAUUACACAAACUAAGCUUCUGUAUGAAGUAACAUGGAAAACAGUUAUGCAGAUAGCGAAAAAAUAUGCUAAAGCUGCCACAGCAUAUCUAACACGACAAUGCUCUGAAUCCAGAGUUGAACGAAUAUACAUGGACUGGAUGUGGUGGAUUUUGGCUGGUCUGCCAUUUGCACAUCUUGUUCGUGUAAUGGACUGCUUCUUCCAUGAAGGAAUUAAGGUUUGGUAUCGAGUGGCGAUUGCAAUUUUGCAAUUAUUCUAUAAGCAUUGCAAUACCCAGAACUCAGUAUGGGCAAAUGAACUCAAUAAUGGGGCGGAAAGUGCAAUCAUGAAGUUUUCUCAGAAUAUUCCCGUUUCUCCGACAAAAUUAUUGCGGACUUCAUUCAGUAUUAGAGCACUAAGUUCAGCCUACAUAUCGAGGGUUUUUAUCAAGACAGAAAUGGUUCUGAAAAGUAGAUCAGUAUUAAAUGGAUCGCGGCACCUGGUUCGAUCACGAUCCAACGACAACUUGCCGACUAGUCAAAGUCAAGUCAACAUUCAAAUGAUGUCUCACACGCUCACAAUUAGAGAGGGACAACAUUCACCUGGUCCUCGUGCUUUGUCAAUGGGUUUUUAUCCCAUUCAAAGGAUCAAUUCUCAGGUUGUAGAUCAGGAGAAACUUUUUACGCUUUGGUCUUGGCUACCAGUAAGAAUUACGAUGUAUCAGCCAAUUUUACUUUAUACGACAGAAGAACAUGGGUGUUCUCUUACAACGUUCUAUUUCCGAGUCGAACAACAUGAACCGACGUUACUAAUGAUCAAAACAUGUAAUAACGAGGUGUUUGGUGCUUACUGUUCUUCCCGUUGGUAUGAGCGCAAUAUGAAAGAUGAUCGAGGAAACAGACAAGCUUAUUUUGGAACGGGAGAAACAUUUUUAUUUUCAUUAUAUCCAGAACGUGCCAAGUAUCCUUGGGUAGGAAUGGGAAGUGGUGACAAAGAGUCACUUGGCCAUGCUGCUGAACUGUUUAUGGCAGCCGAUUCGAAAAUGAUCACGAUCGGCGGAGGGCAAGGGCAAGCGAUUUGGAUGGAUGAAAACAUUCGCUUUGGCAAAACCGAUCAUUGCCAAACAUUUAACAAUCCCCCACUGUGUGCAAGUGGUGAUUUUGAGGUUCGAGUUUUGGAAGUCUAUGGGUUCUCUGGAGCAUGAGAUUUGUAAUUAUUUAUUGAAGAGUUAUGAAGAAAAUUGUAAAUAUAUUUAAAUAUAUUAUGACAUAUGUCUGUGUGGAACAUUUAUAUAGUCUUGUGUAAUAUUGUUAUCUUUCGAUAUAUUAUGAUACCUAUUUUUGAAUUCCGCAUGAGUACAACAAUAGGUCCUCAUAAUACAUCAUAAUAAUUCUAUUAAAUAAUGCUAUCAGCAUUAUUAUGUUAUUUCAAUGUAUAUUGUUUGCAAUUAUUGUAUUGUGUACAUAGAUAUCUAUGAUCAAUGUUUAUCUACUACUAAUUUAGUUUUAAAAUAAUUAUUAUGCCUAUAUAUUUGAUGUCUGAUAAAUUUUUAGUCACUAGGUAGCACUAAGUAGGAGUUAUAAAAAUUAAUUAUCGUGAUGUUAUUCGACUGUUGAUUUGCGAUUAAAAUAAUGCAUAAAUAUAUUCGUUAUUUGUUAUUAAAUACAAGUUUUUAAUAUUAAAGUGCGGCGUAUCAAAAAUAAACUAUUCCAACUAGCUAAAUUUAAACUAACAAGUCAUCAGUGAAAUCAGAAAUUUGAUUCUAGCAUCAACAUACAGCUCACGAAUAUCAGAAACAA